This is a messenger RNA of Linum trigynum, 387 nucleotides long. NCBI's taxonomy places the organism in Eukaryota, Viridiplantae, Streptophyta, Magnoliopsida, Malpighiales, Linaceae. The record is from the annotation of a GenBank genome assembly.
AUGAGUCUCCCCAGCCCCAAAUUUUUAUUCUUUUUCCUCUUGGAAACCCUAGUUCCAUUCUCGCCUUCCUCCAUAGCAGGGGUGUUUGCGUCGUGCAAAGCAGCCGCCUCGCAAGUCCCACAGUCGAGUUCUCCCAGCAACGAGCUCCACUCCAGCCUUCGUCUUCCUCCUCCAGCCCAGAUCGAUUCAUCUCUCUACCAUGAAGCUUCAGCCUGCUCCCUCCUCCUCCAACCGACGAAGAAUGAGGUACUGGCCCUUCAGUUUGUGUUCAUUAUUAUUUCAUGUUGCAGCAGCAGUGGAGGGAAUUGGAAUUGGCAGUUGGAGAGUGAUUAUUUCCCCAAGAACAUGGAUCCAAGUAGCUUGCUGUAUGGUUUCUUGAUUUGUUGA